UCCUCUGUUCUCAGCCUGAGCAUCCUGUGCUGCUACUGCUGUUUCUCUGUGGGACGUUCAAACUCAGACCCCAUCAACCAACAGUUUAACUGAGCCAAAAAACAUCAGAGAAGAAAUAUUUGAUCUGAGGAGGCAUUUACAACAGGUAAAAUAUGUUAAAGUGGACUGUGCUCCUGUCUUUAUGUAUAUGCAUCACUUCUGCAGCAUUUGAAAAUCUUUUUGAACAAUACUCCAUUAUGGAUCCAGAGGAAGUCCUGAGUGUGACCAUUCCUCUGCAGGGGAAACAGCGCCCUCUACUGGGAGACAAUCUGUUGCUGCCGUGUUACUUUGAGGAUCACACUAUAGAAGACCCUGGUGCUCCGCCCUUUGAUCCCCUAUCCUAUCGCAUUGUUUGGAGCCAUGUCACUAAAGAAAAGGUUUCGACCAUCCUGGUGGCUUUGGAGGGACGAGUCCGCAUCGGUGAAGAUUAUGUGGACAGAGUUCAACUACAGAGCUAUCCCCAAUACCCAACAGAUGCCAGUAUCGAGAUUUCUGAGCUGCAUUCCAGUGACACUGGGGUGUAUCGCUGUGAAGUUCAGAAGCACAUUGAGGAUAACUACGACACUGUCGAUGUCCAUGUUCAAGGUAUUGUGUUCCACUACCGGGCUGUAAUGGGCCGCUACGCUUUGACCUUUGAGCAAGCAAAGGUAGCAUGUGCCAUGAACAGUGCAGUCAUUGCUUCUCCUGAGCAACUUCAAGCAGCAUUUGAUGAUGGCUUCCACCAGUGUGAUGCUGGCUGGUUGUCUGAUCAAACAGUGAGGUAUCCUAUUCAUGAACCCCGUAUGAACUGCUAUGGGGACAAAGAAGAGCUUCCUGGUGUCAGGACCUAUGGAGUAAGAGACCUCAAUGAGACAUAUGAUGCUUACUGCUUCGCAGAUAGGAUGACAGGCAGAGUUUUCCACACAACUUCUGCUGAGAAGUUUACAUUUUCUGAGGCUGAGUUUGCGUGCUCACACCAGGGAGCUCAGCUAGCCACCACAGGUCAGCUGUACCUUGCAUGGCAGGGGGGUAUGGAUGUCUGCAACGCUGGCUGGCUGGCAGAUGGGAGCGUCCGCUACCCCAUCAACAUUCGGCGACCGCAGUGUGGAGGGGGUUUACUGGGGGUCCGAACUGUUUAUCUACACACAAACCAGACAGGAUAUCCACAUCCUAACUCCCGCUAUGAUGCCUUCUGUUACACUGAAUCCCCAGAUGAUGAGGGUUCAGGCAUAGAAGGGGGAAACGAUGUUCUGAUUGUAACCACAGAGACAAAAAAUCCAGAGGUGCUUUUGGGUAAGACGACCACAGAGACCGAAGCGGUUGGGGAGGUCGUAACUCUGGAACCGUUUGAUCUGAACUCCACCUACAGUGAAAGCCCCACCAAGCUGCCAACUCCUCAGCUAACAAAUGUCACAGAGAUCUCCUUUGACCUGAUUAAGGCUGUCACCAACCAGCCAGCUGUCGCCAGAGAGCCCAGCAAUCCCUCUGUCAACUCUUCAUCAGGUGUGGUCUUUCAUCAUCGCUCACCUACUGGGAGUUAUGCCUUCACAUUCGUCGAGGCCCAGUUAGCUUGCCAAGGUGUUGGAGGCUUAAUAGCAACACCACAGCAGCUACAGGAAGCUUAUGAGGCUGGAUAUCAUCAAUGUGAAGCAGGUUGGCUUUUGGACCAGACUGUGAGAUAUCCCAUUGCGUUUACUCAAGAAAAGUGUGCUGGAGACCUUCAAGAUUCUCCUGGAGUUCGGACAUAUGGCCGUAGACCAGCAGAUGAGAGAUAUGAUGUUUACUGCUACACUGAGGGGAAAAAAGGAGAGGUUUUCCAUGUGGGUUCUGCUGAGGGUUUCACCUACGAUGAGGCUAUUUCUGCUUGCGAAAACCAAAGCGCAGUGCUGGCCUCAACUGCUGAGCUUUAUGCAGCAUGGAAAAAGGGUUUGGACAAGUGUCGUGCAGGCUGGCUACUAGAUCACAGUGUUCGCUAUCCUAUCAACAGCCCCCGCCCUGGAUGUGGAGGGGGAAGAGUAGGGGUCCACACUUACUACUCAAAGCCAAACCAGACAUAUUAUCCCGAACCACAUGCCAGAUUUGAUGCAUAUUGUUUGAGAGCUGACUUUCUGCCUGGAGCAAAUCAAACUGCAGUAGAGAUCCAGAAAACUCUACCUAAUGUGACAUCAGUUAGAGACUCAUUAAGGCCCGAUUUUUCCUCUAUUGUUCCUCCCAUCCCUGUGGAAAUUUCUGGUUCUGGCUCUGGUUCAGGAGACUUUGAUUCAGGCCAUGAAGGAGGACAGUCUGAAGAAAAGCAUAUCUCUAAAGACCAGGUUACCUCUGGAGAUCUGCCCGGUUCUGGAGAUCAGAUUUCCUCUGGAGAUCUGCCUGGUUCUGGAGACCGAGUUACCUCUGGAGAUCUGCCUGGUUCUGGAGACCAGAUUUCCUCUGGAGAUCUGUCUGGUUCUGGAGACCGAGUUACCUCUGGGGAUCUGUCUGGUUCUGGAAACCAGGUUACCUCUGGGUAUCUGUCUGUUACCUCUGGGGAUCUGUCUGGUUCUGGAAACCAGGUUACCUCUGGGGAUCUGUCUGGUUCUGGAAACCAGGUUACCUCUGGAGAUCUGCCUGGUUCUGGAGAUCAGAUUUCCUUUGGAGAUCUCUCUGGUUCUGGAGACCGAGUUACCUCUGGAGAUCUGCCUGGUUCAGGAGACCAGGUUACCUCUGGAGAUCUGCCUUGUUCUGGAGAGCAGGUUACCUCUGGAGAUCAGACUGGUUCUGGAGACCAGGUUACCUCUGGAGAUCAGACUGGUUCUGGAGACCAGGUUACCUCUGGAGAUCUGUCUGGUUCUGGACACCAGGUUACCUCUGGAGAUAUUUCUGGUUCUGGAGACCAGGUUAGUGCUGUGCUGCCCAGUGGAAGAUCAGGUUUGGGCAGUGCAAUUGAUCCAGAGUCAGGACAUAUUGAAGAAGGAUCUGGCAUCACAGUGGUUUUCUCUGGAGCUGACAGCUUUGCAUCAACAGAACGCUCUUCUUCAGGAGAACCUCAAGAGGCCGAAGAGGGAAGCACAGAACUUUUUAUCUACCCUUGGUCUAGAGCUGUUUCUGGAGAGCUUAGUGGAAGUGGAGAUAUGUCCGGGUUUGGAUCUGGAUCAGGAUUGGAUUCGGUGAGUAGUUUUCUAUCAGGAUCUGCCUCUGGAAGUGAAAUUGAACAAUCAGGACACAUUUCUGGAAGUGGAGAUGCUCACAUUUUUUUGAUAGAUGAAAAACUUGUGGAUCCAACUACUGCCAUGGAGGAGUUCAUGCUUAGUGGAGGUCCACUGACUUUCAGCGGUUCUGGAGACUUUCCAGGAUCUGGGAUUCAUAGUGCUGAUAACAGUGGGUCAAGCUCUGGUAUUGAAACUGACCCUUUUAAUAGUGUGACCUUUAUGGGUUCAGGCUUUACUGAACUUUUUGUGUCACCAUCUGGAGAGCAUGAAGAAGCUUCUGGCAGUUUAUUCUACAGCUUUGGAGAGGGAGGCGAUGGAACAUUUUCUGGAUUUGGAAUCUCAAGUUUAAGUUUUGAUUCUGGAUCAAGUUUCUCUGGAUCUGGAGCAUAUACAGACAGAGAAGAUGGUGUUACAUUUCUCACUCAGGGUCAAAGGACAGAAAUAACUGGAGAUGAUAAAGUUCCUUCAGAACAAAGAGAAUACUUAAUAGAAUACAGUGGAGAAGCAAGUGGUUUCUACUCUGGUGAUGGAGAAAAGGACCUUUCCUUCACCUCAGAGAUUUCUUCUUCAGAAGAAUUUUCCAAUCUAUCGAUGGUGGCUUUACUUGCUCCAUCAGUCGACCAAGUACUUACAGAGCCCAUCACAGAAACAGAGGACAGCACACAUGAAGCCAAACUGAUAGAGAACUCCAGAGUUCAUGUAACUCCAGGUCCAGAAACAGUGCCUGCAGGACUAGCUGCUCCUUCUGCAGAAGCCAAGCCAGCUUUUGUGCAAACACCAGAGGUGAUAAAAGCCUCAAAUCCAUGUGAACCAAACCCUUGCGGUAAUGCUUCAUGCAUAUUAGAGGAAGGAGAUGCUCACUGCUAUGAGGCAGAAGUGUGCCAUCCAAACCCUUGUGCCAAUGGAGCCACCUGUGUGGAGAGUUCAGACUCUUUCAAAUGCUUAUGCCUGCCCAGCUACAGAGGGGAACGCUGUGAUAUCGAGGAGCAGUGGUGUGAAGAUGGCUGGACGAAGUUUCAGGGAAACUGCUACCUGCACUUCUCUGAAAGGGAGGAGUGGCUAGAUGCAGAGAAACGCUGCCGUGACUUGAAUGCACACCUUGUCAGCAUCAUCACACCAGAGGAGCAACAGUUUGUUAGCGCAAAUAUGCAGGAUUACCAGUGGAUUGGCCUGAAUGACAAAACAGUGGAGAAUGAUUUCCAGUGGACUGAUGGCACUCCGCUGCAAUACGAGAACUGGAAGCUGAAUCAGCCUGAUAACUACUUUAAUUCAAAAGAGGACUGUGUGGUGAUGAUCUGGCAUGAGAACGGCAAAUGGAACGAUGUUCCCUGCAACUAUCACCUGCCCUUCACCUGCAAGAAAGGACCAGUGUCCUGUGGAGCCCCACCAGUGGUGAAACACGCUCAUACUUUUGGAAAGAGGAGGCUGGUGUAUCCUGUCAAUUCCAUCAUCCGUUAUCAGUGCAACCCAGGAUUUAGACAGCGCCAUCUACCAGUGGUCCGGUGCCAGACUGACGGGCAGUGGGAGAAACCAAGAGUGGAGUGUACUGAUGUUAAAGCCAGGAACAGAAUAAAGGAAAGAAGCAACAGGAAUAACAACUUAAUUUAGUUUUUCAAAGAAAAAAAAAGGGAAUCAUUAAAUAUCUUUUUCUAAUAUGAACCAAAAUGCUUGACUGGCCAUUAUAAGGCUGCUACGAUAUAGUAGCAAUUGUUUAAAACCCUCAUUCCUUAUAUAUACUGUGUAUGAAUAUAUUUAAUUUCUUUCAGUGUUUUAAAUAUAAAUUAUAAUUGUUUCUAUUCCUGCUGUUAAGUUUGAACAAAGAUCAUAUAGUAUGUUUCAGAACAAUUUAUUAUGUUUUAUUUUAUGUUGAAUAAUCUUCACGAAGGUGGAAGUGAAUGACAUGACGAGACUGUCUGCUUGAAAUGUUAACAGUGGGAUACACUGGCAGGUUGUUUAAUCCUGAUAAAGCAUCAUUUCACAACGGUGCUAAUUUGGUGCUUUUUAUCUCAGCCAGAAGAUGCCCCAGCUCCUAUAUAGGGUUGCAUUGCUUUAGCCUGUCAUCUGUAUCAGUUAACCAGAUCUGCUGCAUUGUGUGCUGUAGCUCUGUCUUAAUGCUCGGUAAAAACACCUUAGAAAAGACAUCUGGAAACCACAUGGACCCCGUUGUCAACCAAAACUAUAUCAAUAUAUUAUAUCAAACCUGUAAAUUACAUAGGGGGGUAUUGUUUACCUCAGGCAGAAACACAAUAUGUUUUUUUUCAUUGUCUAUCUGAACGUAUUAACUCUCUUCCUGCACAACUAUGCUAAUAAGGGUUUUGACUUUAAAUAAAAACAAGUACGAGACUGUAAAUGCAGCUGGAAGAGAAAAUAUUUAAACACAAAAACACCCAGUAUUUCUUUAAGAUCCCACUAAUAUGAAUUGCACACUGUAUUCCCCUGAAUGUACAAUACAGAUUUCUGAUUGUUUCAGCUUUAGCUUUAAUAUAAAAUAAAAACACGUCUGGCCAUUUAGGACAAAAGUCUGUAUAUCUUAAUGACUUGCAACAAUAAUUUAUGAAAGUAUUUUAUGGAAAAUACCAAAAUAUAAAGUGAGUAGGUCUAUUGUUUUUUUUUAUUGUUUUUUUUAUAAUCUUUCACAGUUGAGAAGCAGGUACUUAAUGAACCAACAUUUGGGGCCUAGAGGCCAGCAGGAAUACUGUUACAAAUAUGCAUCUUGUCCAUUGGCUGAAGGUUUAGCUCAUUGUGACUUUUGCUCCAAAAACAUAUAAAAAAAAUGAGUUUGUUUGUGCAAAAAAUAAAUGGCUGGAUAAGAAUGUGACCUUUAAAGCAUUUUAAUUUGGAAAAAAAAUUUACCAUACAAAACAUUUACCAAACAGUUCUGUUUGGUUAUAUGAGACCACAGCAGCAGCACAGAGCUCCAUGUUUUUGGUUUUGGGGAAUAAUAUAAAAUGCUUAAGACGAUUAGUUUGUCAUGUUGGGUUUAUUUACAGCAUUUUAUCUGUGCUUUCAUUGAUCACAUUUCCUAGUUCUGUGCAGUGCACAAGUGCUCUCUCAUGUUUUCAACUCAACAGGAUAUAACCUUUAUGUAAACUUCCAGCUCUUUGGGCUUUAUGUCAUUUGUGCCUUUGUGUUUCAUCACUGUUGCUGCUUGCCGGGGCUGUGCCUCAUGUUAUCACCUUCUGCACAAUAAAGCAAAAAUGCAA
Messenger RNA from Cyprinodon tularosa, 6406 nucleotides. Its product is annotated as aggrecan core protein-like. Lineage: Eukaryota; Metazoa; Chordata; Actinopteri; Cyprinodontiformes; Cyprinodontidae. The record is from RefSeq and is a predicted model, not a curated record. The coding region runs from base 153 to 4811 and encodes 1552 amino acids. Gene Ontology annotation, biological process: cell adhesion. Gene Ontology annotation, molecular function: calcium ion binding; hyaluronic acid binding. The transcript is spliced from 21 exons.